AAAAUGUAAAAUAGUAAAAAGUAACAAUAUUACUUCUAUUUUCACUUGAUUCUGUUUUAUAAUUUAUGGGCAAGCAUAAUAUUGAAUUAUUUUUUCAAGCAUUUGAAAUCCUUUUGACGAACCUGUUGGAAAUAAAGCAACAAAACAAGAAAAUUUUAAAUUUAUUGGAUCAAAAAGAGAGCUUAGCAAAAUCAGUAAUACCGGAUGAUCUUCCAGUUACAUUUCCUCUAAAGAAUUUGGAUGAUCUUGUUUCUUUUGAAGGUUACCUAACAUCAAAAUCUGAAGGUGCACAUGCCAUUGUAAAACAUUGGUCUGGUUUUGGUGGUAAGGAUGUAUCCUCCAAAACAAGUAGAAUUUUAAAAGAAGUACUAAGUGACGGAUUAGCCAAGGAUUAUAAUUUUUAUGGUCGUCAUACAAAGAAGGCAUUUUCAGAAUUAAAACUUAAUUCGGAAAUUAUACGAGCUGUUAAAUUAACCUGUAAUGGGUGUUCUACGAGAGAGAUAGAAGACGUCAUUAAGACAUGGUUAAAGCAUGCCCCUGAACGACUAAAGAAAAAGAAGCAAAACAAUAAUAAUGAUUAAAUGUAAGUUUCUUAUGUUCGUGGACCAUUGACUUUUUAAAGAGGUCCCUAUUUAUUUUACUUUGUUUUUUGAGCUCUUUGAACUUGAUAUUUUUCAUAUUUUACUUCAUGUUUGAGUUGAUUUGCUAAAGAGAUUUUUAUUUAUUUUAGUUUGAGUUGAUUUGCUAAAGAGAUUUUUAUUUAUUUUACUAUGUCUAGAAAUUUUUAUAAAAAAGUAGUUGGCAAUCGCCAAAUGUACAGGAGAGUUGCUCAAGAAGUUCAAAUUACAUUAAAAGAUUUGGACAACCAAUAUCCUGAAAAUAAUACAUUUUGCACUAGUCAUAAACACAAUGAGAAUGUUUCACAAAGUGUAUCUCCUAAUAAAGAAGUUAAUUCAACAUU
Messenger RNA from Coccinella septempunctata (seven-spotted ladybird), 961 nucleotides. RefSeq lists its product as uncharacterized. The coding region runs from base 66 to 581 and encodes 171 amino acids. Lineage: Eukaryota; Metazoa; Arthropoda; Insecta; Coleoptera; Coccinellidae. The record is from RefSeq and is a predicted model, not a curated record. The transcript is spliced from 3 exons.